AUGGCCAGCAACUACCUACUACUUCUAGUCAUCAUAUGCUGUAUCAGCAAGUCAUUCCAAAACACCAAGGACAACACAAUAGAAGAUUCUAGUCCGUAUGAAGAGGUCGCUAGCGACAUCAGGAAGGAACAGAACGGUCAAAAUUUCGGGGCUCUCUUCACGAAUUUCAUGGAGACCGAAGGAGCGAAUAUUAUGGGGGAUGCCCUCUCUAAUUUCGGAAAGGAAAAUGCUGGACAGCUGCUGCAGGGACUAGGGUCCUUGCUGGCAGCUAAUGCUAAACAAGAAAAGGAAACACAAAAGAACUCCGAUGCUCCCAACGUCCUUGAAGGCAUCGGAGCCCUCAUGGGGGCUCUCGGGGGAGCGAAUCAAGGAGGAGCAGGCGGCAACGACGCGGGAGCCUUGCUUCAAGGUCUAGGAUCACUCCUAGGCAACAAAGAAGGUCAAGGCGGCCUAGACCCUGCGGUCAUAGGCAACAUGCUCAAUAUGUUCGUCCAGAGCCAAGGUGGCUCCAAAACUGGGACCAAGUCCAAAGACUCAAAAACGAAGAAUCCGAAAAAGGCCGAGAAGUCCAGAUCUGACCAACCAGAUUUUGACAUAGGGGAUUUGCUGUCACUUGCAAGCAAUUUCAUCGGUCAACCUCAAACAGGUAAAGAUAAAAAUGGUGGUCAAGAAGGAAACUUCAUGAGCUACCUCCCGAUGAUCAUGCAGCUCAUCAACUCCUUCACAGGCCCAGAGGCGGAGAGCAGGGCCAAGUCUCACGAGAGUCAUUCUUGGCUUCUACCCCCAUUUUUGGAGAAACUCCACGUGGUAUUCGAUCACUUCAUCAAUUCCGACAUUGGCAAGCAAAUUAUAGCUGCGCUUGGAGCGGAAAAAACAUUCAAGGUCUUCCUCGAUGAACAAGGGAAGUUUAGUUAUCAAAAAUUUGGGGAAAUGAUGGAGAAUCACUCCUUCAGAAGACAUUGGAUCAGAUUGUUGACGGAUAGAAUAGCAGGAUUCUUGGUCUACGUUUCGAAUCCCACCGUUUACAAAUCGUAUUUGGCAACAGGCCAAAUAUUCUUGAACGGCUAUUUGAAGAGUCAAGGUUUCCCUAAAGCUGCCUUAUUUGACCCUGCUAAGCCCGUGGAAACCAUUUCAGCUCUAGUCAAUCAUAUCGCCAAAACGUACUUCGAUGUCAGAAUCAAAUCCAAAGAGUAUGUCAAGCCCGCUGUAAUAUAUGUUAAGGACCUACUAAAACUUCUGGAGAAGAACGGUCCAAUACAGAGUUCCGGCAGUCACAAUGAAUUCACUGAUAAACUAACUGAUACGAUCAAUUUGGAAAUCAUCGAGCCAUUGGCAAGGGUAAACAGAGCAUACAGGUUUGCCAAAUCUGUGCCGAAAUGUGAUAGGUAUGUGCUAUGUUUGGUGAAUGAAGACAACCAAAACGAAGUAAAGAGUUUACCAGGUUUGAAAAAUCUCUUGUACAAGGGAUCCAGCUUGUUGGCGGCCUGGUUCCUGAGCGAAGAAACGAAAACGGCAUUUUGGACCUAUUAUACUGAUAUCAUGGACGAAACGAAUUGUAAGGCAUUAUAUAAUGAGAAGUGCAAUGAUUUCCACGUGGAAGAAUUGAGAGUGACGACUGAAUAUGUUCAUAAUGAACUAUAA
Messenger RNA from Phaedon cochleariae (mustard beetle), 1641 nucleotides. NCBI's taxonomy places the organism in Eukaryota, Metazoa, Arthropoda, Insecta, Coleoptera, Chrysomelidae. The record is from the annotation of a GenBank genome assembly.